Molecule: messenger RNA, 3887 nt
Organism: Drosophila novamexicana
Lineage: Eukaryota; Metazoa; Arthropoda; Insecta; Diptera; Drosophilidae
Gene: trh
Product: protein trachealess
Exons: 10
Coding region: 68-3019 (983 amino acids)
Biological process (GO): regulation of transcription by RNA polymerase II
Molecular function (GO): DNA-binding transcription factor activity, RNA polymerase II-specific; RNA polymerase II transcription regulatory region sequence-specific DNA binding; protein dimerization activity
Source: RefSeq, a predicted model, not a curated record
UGCCACAGUGCUAGUUAAGCAAGUUUGAGUGUUACGUUAAUCAGAGAAAACCCGUGCGAGGACUAAAAUGUUGCCCUAUCAGGCGGUGGCCAUGGACUAUGCCGGCUAUCAGCGGCAGCCGACGCCGGGUCAUCCCGGCAGCCAUAUGGUCGGCUCGCUGGGCAUGUCAGCGGUGCCCUUUAGCCACUCGUGGAUGGUGCCCACACAGGAUCUGUGCGGCAUGCCGCCAUACAACAAAAUGCCCAAUCAACAUCAGCCGGGCGCGCCAGGAAUGCACGCUCAACAGCAACCCAUCGAACCGGGCAUUCUGGAGCUGCGCAAGGAGAAGUCGAGGGAUGCGGCACGCUCGCGGCGCGGCAAAGAGAACUAUGAGUUCUACGAGCUGGCCAAAAUGCUGCCCCUGCCGGCAGCCAUAACCAGCCAGCUGGACAAGGCCUCCAUUAUAAGACUGACCAUUAGCUAUUUGAAAUUGAGAGACUUUUCCGGACACGGUGAUCCGCCAUGGACGCGCGAGGCGUCCAGCAGCAGCAAGCUUAAAAGUGCAGCCAUUCGACGCAGUCCCGCCGUUGAUUUGUUCGAGCAACAUCAGGGCACCCACAUACUGCAGUCGCUGGAUGGCUUCGCCUUGGCGGUGGCAGCGGAUGGCCGCUUCCUGUACAUAUCGGAAACGGUGUCCAUCUACCUGGGUCUGUCGCAGGUGGAGAUGACGGGCAGCAGCAUAUUCGACUAUAUACACCAGGCGGAUCAUGCGGAAAUUGCCGACCAGCUGGGUCUCAGUCUGACCAGCGGUGCGGGCGGCGGCGGCGGCGGCGGGGGAGGAGGAGGAGGCGGUGGUGGUGCUGGCAGCGUCAGCGGUGCUGCUGGCCUGGCCUCACCCACAUCGGGCGCUUCGGAUGAUGGCAGCGGCACACACGUGGCCGCCUCCAUGACGCAGGCCUCGACCAGCGGCUACAAGGGCUACGAUCGCAGCUUCUGCAUACGCAUGAAGUCUACCCUAACCAAGCGUGGCUGCCACUUCAAGUCCUCCGGCUAUCGGGCCAACGAUGCAACCAGCAAUUGCAACGGUAGCAAUAACAAUGGUAAAAAUGUUAAGAAUCCGGCCUCAAACUAUUCGGUCGUUCUGCUGCUGUGCAAGCUGCGACCGCAGUACACCUUCUCGCACACACGCAAGUCGCAGCCCCCGCUGCUGGGCAUGGUCGCGUUGGCGAUUGCCCUGCCGCCGCCGUCGGUGCACGAGAUACGCCUGGAGUGCGACAUGUUUGUGACGCGCGUUAACUUUGACCUGCGCGUGGCGCACUGCGAGCCCAGAGUAUCCGAUUUGCUGGACUAUACGCCCGAGGAUCUGGUGAACAAGAGCCUCUACUCGCUGUGCCAUGCCGAGGACGCCAAUCGCCUGCGCAAGAGCCACACAGAUCUGAUCGAGAAGGGUCAGGUGCUGACCGGCUACUAUCGACUGAUGAACAAGAGCGGCGGCUACACCUGGCUGCAGACCUGCGCCACGGUCGUCUGCAGCACCAAAAACGCCGACGAGCAGAACAUCAUCUGCGUCAACUAUGUCAUAAGCAAUCGGGAGAACGAGAAUCUCAUACUGGACUGCUGCCAGCUGGAGCCAAGCGUGGACAGCAUCAAGCACGAGGAGGGCCUGGGCAACGACAAGAGCAGCGGCUCGCCCGGCGGCGAUGCGGCCGGCGAGGGCAAUGCGCAUCUCAGCGCGGGCGACAUGAAGCUGGGCCUCAGCUCGCCCAAAACCUUGGCCGACCCGGAGGGCCAUACGCAGCGCAGCGGACGCGGACGCAAUGCGUCCACGCACGGCAGCAAUCUGAACAGCCUGGCGCUGAUCAAGGACAGCCCCACGCCGCUGGGCGUCGAGGUCGAGGGCGUGCUGCCCGCGACAGUGGCCACGCCCGUGCCGACGCCAGCGCCCGCGCCCGCAACAACAACGGCGGCAACAACAACAAAGAGGAAGCGCAAGAGCAAGGCGACGCAGCAGGCCGAGGAGCAGCAGCAGCAAGCGGAUCUGCAGCAGCAGGUGGAUCAGCAGCAGCAGCAGCAGCCGCUGAGCAAGCUGCCGGCGCUGGAGCAGCCGCACAGGGAUGCACAGCAGCCGCGCAGCCGGCUGCCCAGCAUGGUGGACGAGCAGCCGGCGGGCGCAGACUCUGCCGUCAAGGAUCUGGAGCAUGCCAUGUCCAAGCAUCUGCCGUCGCCCAGCGCCAACCAGCCCAGCACAGACUUCAGCGCGGAUGCCCUGAUCAAGCAUCAGCAGCAUCAGGUUCAGCAGCAACAGCAGCAGCAGCUGCAGCAUGAUCCCAACGAGAAGAGCAGCACCAUCCAGUGGAUAGGCGCGCCCUAUCAGCAGCCGGCGCCUAUGCCGGCCACCGCGCUGCUGCGCCAGCUCUACGCCAAUCGGGAGAGCGUCAUCCGGGCCACAGCUCGCCAAACCCCAACGGGCGUCUUCUAUGGGGAGCAGCAGGGCGGGCCGCUGCCGACGCCGCCGGGCAGCGAGUCCUCCUAUGAGAAUCAAUAUCUGCAGCUGCAUUCGGCGGCGGCGGCCGCCUCGGUGACGCAUCCGGGCGGCCAGAAGGCGCCCGGCGGCAACUCCACAGACGCCUUCACCAAUCUGGUGUCCACCUACGGCGGCUAUCACAGCUCCAUUGACUACCACAACGCGAUGACGCCGCCCAGCUCGGUGUCGCCGCGCGACAGCAACAACUCGGCCAAGGCGCCGGCCGCAGCCGCUCCGCCGCCCGGCCUGCUCGUGGGCAGCAAUGGGGGCUACGACUACGCGGACUCGCUGCGCGGCCAAUAUGCCACGCCCGUGGAUGGAGGUGCGCCCGCCGCCUCGCUGCCACUGAAGCCGCAGGCGUAUACCGCCGGGAUGCAUCCGCAUGCGACGACCACGACGGAGGGCGGCGUCACCUACAGCAAUCUCGACCAGCCGCAGUACUUUGCGCCCCACUCGAGCUUCCAUCUGUACCACAAGGGCAGCCCGGCGAGCGCCUGGUACUCGACGCCCUCCUAGGCGCGGCACGACCAGGCAGCCUUCGAGCUGCCCGCUUGCCAGCAAAGGCAACAGCAGCAGGAGCAGCAGCAGCGGGAGGAGUCGCAGGAACGUUGGGACUUUGUCGGCGCACUGGGCAAGGUGGCGCGCAUGUUCUUUAAUGCGCGCAAGGGCAACCACUAGACAGGGGACGUGGAAGGGAUGAAGCGGGAGCUAAGCAAAGCCAGAUACCAUUUAAAAAAGCAAGUGUGGCCGGGAUUAAGUGGGAGGAUCAUGACAAAAAGUGAAACUGCAAAGAAUCAAAGCUUCAUUUUGAGGGAAAAGGUAGGAGGGAUCAAAGCCCUAGUUGAGAGCACAAGCUCUAGGGGAUCGGGCCCCUUCGCUGAGGCGCAAACCAGCAGGAAUCCAACUCCCACUCAGAGGCUUAAGCUGACAUGGAUCAAAGCCCUACUCUAGUGCAAAAUAGCAAGGAUCAAUGCCCCACUUUUGGAACAAGCUAGUAGGGAUCAAUGCCCUUUUCCUUUAAUCGCAAACUAGUUAGGAUCUACGGCUCCUUUUGGAGCACAAGCUAGCAGGGAUCAAGUCCUGCUCUGGCGUUAACUAGGAUCAAAUCGCAACUUUGCAACUGUAAUCAAGUAAGGAUCAUGCUCUGAGGCACAAACUAGCAGGGAUCAAAGCUCCACUUUGAAACGCAGGCUAUCAGGUAACAAAGCCCCCUUUUAAUCCCAAAACUAACUAGAAUCAAAGCUCCACUCUAAUCCAAACUAUCAGGGAUUAAAUCCCCACUCUGAAACAUAGAAAGGCCCCCCUUUAAGGCGCAAAACUAAACAAGAUCGAAGUCCCACUUUUGGCCAUAAACUAGCAAAGCUCAAGCUCCCCUUUUUUUUGC